AAGAAAGAAUUUCACAUGCCCAUCUCCUUGGCAACCAUCUCCACGGCAACAUAUGUUGUGGUUGCCAACUCCACAGUAGUAGUGCCAAGGCAGGCGGGCAAUGGGCAGGGACAGGCUUGGGAGGGGACAGGCAGGGGACACAGCAAGACAAGAUCAUGGGCUGCUAUUCAUCUAGGGACCCUCGAAGUGAGGGGGACCAACAGGCCAGAGGCUCAGCGCCUCCGGGGGUUGCAGACUACUGAGCUCGGCUCCCCUUUCUCUCCCUCAGAGAAGCUAAAGAACACGAAGAUCAUCUUUGUGGUGGGCGGGCCAGGUUCGGGGAAGGGCACCCAGUGUGAGAAGAUCGUGCAGAAGUAUGGCUACACCCACCUCUCCACCGGCGACCUCCUGCGCGCAGAGGUCAGCUCAGGCUCGGCCAGGGGCAAGAAGCUGUCAGAAAUCAUGGAGAAGGGGCAGCUGGUGCCGCUGGAGACAGUGCUGGACAUGCUCCGAGAUGCCAUGGUGGCCAAGGUGGAUUCUUCCAAAGGCUUCCUGAUCGACGGCUACCCCCGGGAGGUGCAGCAGGGAGAGGAGUUUGAGCGGCGGAUUGGCCAGCCCACGCUGCUGCUGUAUGUGGACGCAGGCCCUGAGACCAUGACACAGCGGCUCCUGAAGCGUGGGGAGACCAGCGGGCGCGUGGAUGACAAUGAGGAGACCAUCAAGAAGCGGCUGGAGACCUAUUACAAGGCCACCGAGCCUGUCAUUGCCUUCUAUGAGAAGCGUGGCAUCGUCCGCAAGGUCAAUGCUGAAGGCUCCGUGGACAGUGUCUUCACCCAGGUGUGCACCCACCUGGAUGCCCUCAAGUAGCCACGUUGGAGCCCCACUCCCCCCACCCGGCCCUGGCCCUCGCUCGCCAGCCACCACACACAGAAGAGGCCACUUGGUCCUGAGGCGGGCAGGUGCCGAGCACUAAAGGCAUUUCCAAGGACGUUUGGUUUUCCUCCUCUUUCUUUGCUUCCAGUGGGAGUUGAUUCCUACAGGGCCAGAGUCUCCAGCCCAUCGUUUGCACCUCAGCCAGCCCCUCCUCCUGCCGGGGACCCGGCCCUUCUUCACCUAGCCAUGCCCAGCACAGGCACCUGGGGGUCUGGGCUCUCACAUUCCUUGCCCAGUGCAGUGUGGCCUCAGCCCUGACCUCUCAGCUCCCCAAGCUGUGUCUUCCAUGCUGACCACGUGGGGCCUGAACGGCAGCAGCAGCAGCAGCAGCAAGGUCCUGGCUAGGUGGCCCCCUGGGCAGUGGGUGACACGUGCCAGCCAGCUGAAGAUGCAGUGAAUCAGUCCCCUGGUGCCCGACACUGUGGGGGUCUGAAAAGGGCAUGUGUGCCAGGCAUAGUGGCACACACCUGUGAUCCCAGCCCUCAGGAGGCUGAGGCAGGAGGAUCUCUGAGUUCAAGGGUAGCCUGAGCUAUAUAGCAAGACCCUGUCUCAGAAAAAAAAAAAGCAGGGGAGUGAAUGAACGAAUGAAUGAAUGGGGAGUCAUGUUAGGGUCCUUUUCUGAGGACAGGUGAUCUGAAGCCCCUACUGUGGCCCUGCCCAGAUUCUAGCCACCUUCUGCGACCUAUUUCCAAUCUAAAACAUAUUUGGUGUCCUCUGCCAUCACCUUCAGCUCAGGACAGGGACACGCUGAACAAGGUUAGGGGUUGGCAGUGACCUUCAGAACCAGACGUGCUGGCGACUUCACCCAGGUUCGGGAGGACCAGUGUCCCUCCUGUGCCUCCUCACUUGUUGGCUGUGUCACCCAGGAAGCCUCAGUGUGGUGCUCACCGACUCCCAGCCCAGACGGACACCCAUGUGGGGCGAAGGAGCUCAUUUUGGUCCUCUCUAGUGACAGUGGCUCUGCUUCUCCAUUGACAGUUAUUCAAACUUUGCAUUUUUUUUUGGUACCAGGGAUCGAACUCAUGACCUUAUGCUUGCCAUCCAGGUGCUUAUGCCGCUGAGCUAAACCCCCAGCCCCUCAAACUUUCCUUUAAAAUAAAGGUAUUUAAAUUACAAA
Cavia porcellus (domestic guinea pig) is the source of this 2029-nucleotide messenger RNA. RefSeq names its product adenylate kinase 1 (gene Ak1). Bases 16 to 846 code for a protein of 276 amino acids. The transcript is spliced from 6 exons. Gene Ontology annotation, cellular component: cytoplasm. Gene Ontology annotation, molecular function: nucleoside diphosphate kinase activity; AMP kinase activity; ATP binding. The record is from RefSeq and is a predicted model, not a curated record. Gene Ontology annotation, biological process: ATP metabolic process; nucleoside triphosphate biosynthetic process. NCBI's taxonomy places the organism in Eukaryota, Metazoa, Chordata, Mammalia, Rodentia, Caviidae.